Messenger RNA from Trichoderma gamsii, 576 nucleotides. Its product is annotated as isoflavone reductase. Lineage: Eukaryota; Fungi; Ascomycota; Sordariomycetes; Hypocreales; Hypocreaceae. The record is from RefSeq and is a predicted model, not a curated record. The transcript has 2 exons. Bases 1 to 576 code for a protein of 191 amino acids.
AUGACUCCCAUAUUGUCUAAAAUGAAGCCUUCCAUACUCAUUUUCGGCGCUGGAGGUAACUUCGGACCCUUUGUUCUCAGUGAGCUCGUGAAAAACAAAGCGAAAUUUUCUCGUAUUGCAAUACUAUGCAUAGAGGAGAGAAAAGAACAUUUUUCCCCUUGGUUGGAGAAAGGGGUGGAGGUCAUUAUUGGUUCAAUGACUGAUUCAGCUUCUUACCGAGGGUUUACUGUGGCUAUCUCCCUAGUGGGGAAUCUAGUUCUACGUCUGCAGCCACAGAUGGUCGAUGCUGCUAUUGAAGCUGGUGUGAAGCAUUUCUAUCCAUCCGAAUUUGGGAACGACAUUGACCAGCCGGAGUUUGUUAACGCCCGCUAUUAUGUGGACAAAAUGCUUACACGAAAACACUUACGGGCAAAGGCCAAGGAUUACCCUGAUUUCUCGUACACAAUGGUACAUAUCGGGCUUUUCGCUGAAUCAUUUGCUCUGGGUGAUGAGUUUGGCGUGGACCGAGCUGCCAAGACCUUUACCUGGUUUGGCAAUCCCGAAAUGGAGGCAUCUUUCUCAUCUAUGGCAGAGUAG